GUCAAGAGCACGCCACCGCAGAGCAGCGUGUCCCGGAAGCGGCGGCGGCGGGGGAGGCGGAGGAAGUUCACGGUCUUGAGACUUCAAAGCGGCCUGGGGAAGAGGCGCCUUGUCGGGGUGGGGCGAGCCUGAGGAAACGGCCCAGGGUCCGGUCGCCCUAUCAGUGCCUCCUCGCCGUCCCCGCCCCUCCCCCACCAACCCAGCGACGGGGAUGCAGACCUCAGAGCGUGAGGUGUAUGGGCUGGAGGUGAGCCCCAGCGUGAAUCCUGAGGCUUCGCUGGAGUCUCCUCCUGCUCCUACCAAGUCCCCAGCAUUUGAUCUUUUCAACUUGGUCGUGUCCUAUAAGAGGCUGGAGAUCUACUUGGAACCCUUGAAAGAUGCUGGUGAUGGUGUCCGGUAUUUGCUCAGGUGGCAGAUGCCAUUGUGUUCCUUGUUGACCUGCCUGGGCCUCAACAUCUUGUUCCUCACCUUGAACGAGGGUGCAUGGUACUCAGUGGGCGCCCUGAUGAUUUCAGUACCCGCCCUGCUGGGCUACCUGCAGGAGGUCUGCCGGGCACGGCUGCCCGAGUCUGAGCUGAUGCGGAGGAAGUACCAUAGCGUGAGGCAGGAGGACCUGCAGAGAGUGCGCCUGUCCCGUCCCGAGGCCGUGGCUGAGGUGAAGAGCUUCCUGAUCCAACUGGAGGCCUUCCUGAGCCGCCUGUGCUGCACCUGCGAAGCCGCCUACCGCGUGCUGCAUUGGGAGAACCCCACCGUGUCUUCGCAGUUCUAUGGGGCUCUUCUGGGCACGGUUUGCAUGCUAUAUCUGCUGCCGCUGUGCUGGGUCCUUGCCCUGUUAAACAGCACGCUCUUCCUGGGGAAUGUGGAGUUCUUCCGAGUGGUGUCCGAAUAUCGGGCAUCUCUGCAGCGACGCAUGAACCCCAAGCAGGAAGAGAGUGCCUUCGAGAGCCCCUCACCGCCAGAUGCUGGGGGGAAGGGCACGCUGCCGGACUGCACACCUGCGCCCACGCCCACGGAGGACCUCACACCGGGCAGUGUGGAGGAGGCUGAGGAGGCCGAGCCCGACGAGGAGUUUAAAGAUGCGAUUGAGGAGACCCACUUGGUGGUGCUGGAGGAUGACGAGGGGACCCCGUGCCCGGCAGAGGACGAGUUGGCUCUACAGGACAACGGGUUCCUGAGCAAGAAUGAGGUUCUGCGCAACAAGGUGUCGAGGCUCACGGAGCGGCUCCGCAAGCGGUACCCGACUAACAACUUCGGGAGCUGUACAGGCUGCUCGGCCACCUUCUCGGUGCUGAAGAAGCGGCGGAACUGCAGUAACUGUGGAAACAGCUUCUGCUCUCGGUGCUGCUCCUUCAAGGUGCCCAGGUCCUCCAUGGGGGCCACAGUAACAUAUGCUUAUUCUAGAAGAUUUGGAAAUUACUAUACAGAAGAAGAAGGAAGAGAAAAAUAAUCUUGUAAUCUUACCCCUCAGAGAUAAUAACCACUGUUAAAAUAUUUUGGAACAUUUUCUUCUGGUAUUUCAUUUAAAAAGCAUUUUUAAAGCUCUUCUGUUGGUGCCAAAAUAAUUUCUAAUUUGUAGACCUUCUGGGAGAGGCCCACCGUUGACACGCUUCGCCCCAAAGCCCCCCAUUCCUGUAGAAAGAGAAGUCUCUGAGGGCAGGCUAGUGAGCCGGGGCAGUGAGAGGGGUGGGCUGGGUGAUGGGUGGUCUGUGUGGGCCUUUGAGGGGUGGGGAGGUGGUUCUAGUAGUUGGGGCCAUGAGCCAGAGGGCACGAGGAAGUGUCUCACCAAGUUCUUCCUCCUUUUCAGCCCCCGAAGCCCAGAGAGAGACUGUGUUUGUGUGUGCCUCGUGUAACCAGACCUUGAGCAAGUGAGAAGAGGGGUCAGGGUCCGAGCGGGCGCCUGUCCCUGGGGCCAGCAGUAGACCCCACUCUCCCCCCGCCCCUUAGCCCCACGCGGUGUGUGCUGGGCACAUGUGGCCCGAAUGCUAGGUAGGUUUCCCCUUCCCGCCCUCGCUGUCUCCAGCCGGGGUCUGGAGCGGGUCUCCACUCCCGCGGGUGGCUGGGAACGGUUGCUCUCAAAUCAUGUUUGCCCUGCUCUGCCCUGGGCUGUUAGUGGGUCAGGGCUGGGCAGGGAAUGUAAGCUAGAGGGCGGCAGGGAGCCAGGCCCAGUCUCCACGGGAAUGGUGGCGUCUCACAGGCCUGGGAGCUCUGGGAGACCAGAGGUCAGCGAUUGGGAAAAGAGGCUCUCCUCCCGCUGGGUGCUGGGCCAGCCCCUUGCCCUUUGAGAGCCAAUUCAAAGAAGGAGUUGCGCCCAGCCCCACAUGUGCUCUUUGCGUGUCCCUCCAGGCAUCAGGUUCUCAUCAUUUCCCCAGCACAGGGUGUGGCCAGGGCUGAGCAGACCAAAAGCACCUCUAGAAACAGGGUCGAAAGUCUCAGGUUCCCGCAGAGGAGGAUGUGUCUAGGAAGGCCUGGCAGAAUCCUUCAGCAUUAAGGGGAGCAAAACACGGGGAGCCCCUGCAACUCAAAGGGCCUCAGCCCACGUAUUACCCUGGUGUUUUCAGCCGGGCCAGGUAGCCGCUGGGCACUCAGAUGCCCCUGUUCAGAGUUUUGGGCACCCCUCCUCCCAUCCUCAGGCUACGAUUCCCCUCCCUGGCCCUUCAUCCUGUGGAGUCUGAGACCAGGCGGGCUGAGCAGAGGUCCUGAAGCCCUCGCCCUUUGGAGGCCUGGGAAGUGUAGGAUCUCGCCUGGCUGAGUCUCAGCUUCCAGGGCUGUUCACCAGCAGAACAGUGAGUUAUGGGACAAGGCCCCUUGGGGUCAGCCCUCCCCUCUUUCUGACAGUUUUCUGUUCACUUCUGGACUUGGCGGGGCUCAGUGGCUCUCCCUAAGCCGUGAGCAGGCUCAGGCACCCUUUUCUUCCCCAGGAGCUGCUCUGCCUUUUGGAAUUAUUUAUUUAUUUAUUUCAUGGUUCCUGGGAACAUGUGGCAUAAGGAAUGGGAUGAGGAGGAUGGGGGCUUCUCCGGCCCUGGGACCUUUCCCUGGAGUCAUGGGCUGCCUGGGACUCGGAACCCUGGGAGACAGACGUUUGUGUACGCAAAGCAGGGACCCCAGGGGGCAGCUUGAGGGAGAAAAGGAUCCUCCUAGGCCGGCUUUCUCUCCAGGCCAACCAGUCUAGGAGCCGGGGGCCUGCUCCAGGCCAGAGGGGCGAGUCCCUGGGGAACCAGGCAGGCCUUGGUGGACCCCCUUCCCCGGGCUCCUUUGUCCUGUUGAAGAGAUGAGCGUUAGGUACCUGGGCUUUAUUUACACUGGAAAGGAACUAAAAGGAUGUCUGUGUAUAUGGAGAAUUGUCAAUAAAAAGGCCUCAAGCUUCGUAUGUUUUCGUCCUGGUCCUUGCACGCAUCCUCUCCCUGAGGCUGGAGGGCCAGGUCCCCCCGAGUCCUGCUAAGUUUACAGGCCUGGGCUGUGUCUGCAGGGCAGGGCAGAGGGGCUGCAGAGGCUGAAGUCAGGUGUAAUGUGGGGGUUCAGGGGAAGCCGUGCCUUGCACAAGAGGGGCUCAGAACACGGUGCUUGUCGGAUUGACCGGAGGUGCCGUCUCGUGACCGCAUUGUGAGAGCUGGGGGGUUGGGGUUGGGACUAGAACUUGGUAAACAGUAUGCAAUGCAGGCUUUAGAAUGGAAAGAUUUUCGCUAAUCCCUCUGAGAAAGCAGAAAGGGAUCAGCUCCGGGGGAGGCUGAGAACCAGCCGGAAAAGGAGGAUUGGCUGGGAGGUGGGGAGUAGGAGCAGUUCUCUGAGAGCUGCGGUGUGGGGGUGUUGACGGGGUGCCGGCCACAUGUGUUUCGUGCACAUUUCAUUUAAUCCUCAAGAGGGCCCUAUGAAGCAGGCACUGUGUUCCUUCCCACUUUGCAGGAAAGGAAAUUGAGGCCCAGGGAAGUUUGGUGGCUGUGAAAGGCUUGGCAUGGCGCUCUGCAGACCACAGCUGGAUAGAGCAGUAUCUUCCAGAGGGAAGGCCUGAGGCAGUGAAGGCUGGGGUGGGGUGGGGUGGAAGUUGAGGUUGGGUUGCGGCCACAUCCUCAUGGCCCCAUUGCAGUGUGACUCAAGACAGCAGUGCCAGGGGGGUCCUCGUAGCCUGCUGAGGCCUUGGUCUGGGCGCUUCUGUGGUAUGGGGGACCCCCAGAAGCUCUUGGGGGGCCCCAAGAGGCAAGGAAAGAGCCAGAAUCUUGUGCCAAAACCAGAGGUCCAGAGGAACAGUAAAGAGCUGGAGGAAAGAAAAACGUGGCUUUUUGAGCAAAAGGGGACAGCAGUGACAGCACAGGAAGGAAGUGGCUGGGGCUGUGCCCUUGCUUCUGGUGGAGGGCGUGUGUCACAGCAGGUGGGUUGGAGGGAUGCUGGGGAUCAUCUGGUCCAGCCCCUCACUGUGGGCGCCACAUCACACCCAUCCGAAGAUGCACGUCCCCCGCAGCAUUAGAGGAUGGAGCCGGAACAGACUUCCCUUAGAGCCGGAGGAGCCACUUGCACUAGCAUCCCGGGGGCAUCCCCGGGGCAGCAGAGGCAGGCACUGCAACAAGCCGGUUCCAUGCUGGGCCCUGUUCUACCAUCAGCCGCACUGUGCUGGAGUAGGUUGCUGCACGGGCCUUGCCCUAAGCCUUUCUCUGCUUUCCUCUACCUCGUAUGGCUGCUGUGAAGGUUAAAUAAGGGAGUCCACUCCACGUGGGAAGUGAGGUGCCUGGCACACAGUAAAUGCUCAAUAAAUGCUAGCUCAUUUCUAGGCAGUCUUCAGAAAUGGCACACCCAACUCUGCCCUAAAUGGCUUAGAACAGCAAUUUAUUUAUUUAUUUAUUUUAAACCAGAGAAUAAUCACAGAUUAUUAUUCAGGAAAGAAUGAGGCCAGAGUGUAGUUUGAAAAAGCAGAGUCAAUAUUUUAUGUUGGAAAAUGAAAACAAUGUCAAAUGUUGGUGAAAUACAGACUGGAACAUGCGUAGCUUUCAGAUGCGGGAUACAGGGGUGUGAGAAACCUUUCAUUAUCUGGGGUCAGUGGCCUCACAGAAGGAAAGCCACCUCCUUGUCCCCUUGAGGUACAUGUGAGGUCCUCAGAGGAGGCCACCAAAAGACAACUUUAAAGUGCAGGUGCCCCUGGGAAAAUGAAGCCAUGGAGGAAUUUAUAGGGAUUGAACUGUGCCUCCCAGCUGCCUGGGGGUCCACAGCCUAGAGAGGACCGAAGGUGGGAUGGCCUGGAAAGCAGGUGGUUUGUUAAAGAACUGGAUGCUUGGUUUGGAAGAUGCCUCCAGCUUGUUCUCAGGCCCCCAGGGAAGGGACGGUAGCCAGGUCUGUGACAGCUCUGGGACCUGCUGGGGCAGAGCUGGAUGGACUGCCAGACACCACAGUCUGGCUUCGGUUGGGGCCUCUGUCCCUUCUUUCAUGGGUUGGUAGUGGCGGGGAGCAGCCUCCAGUGAGCCCUGCCAGACCACAAACUGGCUGUGAUUUAGGGGUCUUCCGGGAUUUGCAGUCAUUGAUCACCUGGCCUCAGAAUGGAAGCCAGUUGAAGCUCCAUUUUCAUCCCUUUGUCUCCAUGGAACCUUCGAGGCAUACCUUUGGAGGGGCCCUGGCCCUAGCAUCUACCCUGUAGCUGGGGGCUCUAAGAUCAUGGUAAUACCCACGUUUAUUGAACACUUGUGCUGAGCAGUGUGCUGAGCGUGUCAACUCAUGUAAACCUCAUGAUGAUCCCCCAAGCUAGGUAUUAUUAACUGCAUUUAACUGAUGAGUAAGUGGAGGCCUCGGGAGGUUCAAUAACCUGCCCAGGGUCACACAGCUGGUAAGAGUUGCGAUGGGAACUGUGCCGCAGGUGCUCGUGGGUGCCUCAUAGACAAACUAGGUCACAGAGCAGUCCCGGCUGCCACCUCCCCUCUGUUUCGCCUUGCCCCCACUAGCUCCAGGAGCUUCUGAGCCACUGAGCUAAUGGGAAGGCCCUGCCCACCACCAGCCCUAGCAAAAUGGGCUCAGCCUCGAGAGGGGAACAGAGGCAGCCUUGUGGCAGGAGCUCCCCCAGCUCCCAGCACCGCCCCACCUCCUUGGCCGGGUCUGUUUCAACACCCAGAGCAGCACAUUCCAUUCUCUGGCACAGCUGGGGGUGGGGGAUUCCGGAUCCCCCCUGGCCCCAGCAGGGCCUGCUGUCUGGGCUGAGACACUGGGUCCCAGCCACACACAUUCCAGCAGCAACCACCCCCCACGUUGGAUUUCCCAAGGAGUGAACUUUAGCCAGGAUUACAGCCGACUAAACAGUUGUGGGAUGUGAGCUUCCUUUGUGGGAUCCAAGGGCUGGAUGCUGACGGGGCCGAGAUGGGAGGAGAGGUGAGGGGGGUGGGCUGCCCUGGGUUCCUGGACCAAAGCCACGGUCCAAGGGCCCUUGGAGUGGGGUCUGAGCAGGGCUCCCAGAAAUCUCCCUGUGAAGCAGGGUAGCAGAAGCACAGCUGCCUGUCCACCACUCCUGCCCACCUGUCCUUGGCUUUGCCCCCUGCAGGCAGUAGUGCAGGGGUUAAGAGCAUGAUGUCAGAUCCAAGCCUCACUCACCACUAAGUACAGCAGUGUGUCCUUCAACAGUCAUUAACCUCUCUGAACCUCAGUCUUUUCAUCAUUAAAAUGGGAAUAAUGGAGUUCCCGUUGUGGCUCAGUGAUCACAAACUCCUCUAGUGUCCACAAGGAUGCCGUUUUGAUCCCUGGCCCUGCUCAGUGGGUUAAGGAUCCAGUGUUGCUGUGAGCUGCAGUGUGGGGGAAGGACGCAGCUUGAAUCUGAUGUUGCUGUGCCUGCAGUGUAGCCUGGCAGCUGCAGCUCCAAUUCAGCCAGUAGCCUGGGAACUCCCAUGUGCCACGGGUGCAGCCCUAAAAAGAAAAAAAUGGGAAUAAUAAUCGUACGUUAGAUGCCAAAGUGCUUGGAGUCGUGCCUGCCCCCCAGCACGGGCAGGGGAUGUAUUGAGUCCUGCCGCAGUGUUCUUUGUCCUCUCUCCUCUGCGGCCUUCCGCACCACCUGGGGAUGUAUUUUCUGAUGCAAACCCCCAAAUGUAGAUUCUCUCCUCUUUCUGGAAGUGACAGGAUAAGAUAUUCCUAUGUUUCCCUACCUCCUUGCCAGUAGCAUUUCUUAGUCAAUUAACAAGUCAGUUAGAAAUUUGCUAAGCACUUAUUAUGUGCAGGCCUUGUGCUAGGUCAGGGCCUUUGGUUAAUAAAGAUACUAAUUACCAUUUAAUGAGCAUCUUCUAAAGGCUGGGCAUUGUUUCUAGGUUUUUUUUUUUUUGCCUUUUCUAGGGUCACACCCACGGCAUAUGGAGGUUCUCAGGCUAGGGGUCUAAUCGGAGCUAUAGCCCGGGCUACACCACAGCCACAGCAACGCAGGAUCCGAGCCACGUCUGUGACCUACACCACAGCUCAUGGCAAUGCCGGAUCCUUAACCCACUGAGCGAGGCCAGGGAUCGAACCCGCAACCUCAUGGUUCCUGGUUGGAUUCUUUAACCACUGAGUCACGUCGGGAACUCCCUGUUUCUAGGUAUUUUUCAUACAUUUCCCUACUUGACACUCAGCCACCCUGUGAAGUAGACAUGAUGACAAUAUUUUCCAGCUGGGCAAUGUUCCCAGUGUCAUAUGGUCAUUAAGUCACAGCACUGGAACCCAGAACCCGUCUCUGUUGCCGCUUCUCGCCCGAUCCUGAGCCUGAUGGGCCUGCCCCACGUCCCUCCUGUCUGCUGCCAGAACUCUCAUUUUGUACCCAGCCGAAGCACUUGACUUCCUCCACUCCUUGCAACCGGGACUGGCCAUGUGACUUCGUUCUGGCUGCUGAGCGAGAAGUGGAAAUCUACCAGGUGGGACUUGUUGGGAAAUUACUGUUUUCCUGAUCCAAAGGGCCAGAGGCAGCUGACGCGCUGCUUUUGCUCUUAGCGCUUCCCCGCCUUGCUCCUUGGAAUGUGGCUGAGGCACUGGGAGGAGGUGGCAUCAGCCUGUAACCCCGAGAACAAAAGCCAGGCCCUGGCAGAGCAGGAAGACAGGAUGAGCCUGGACCUCCCACCUCCAGAGCUCUUGUGUGGGGCAGCCCUGCUGUCUGGGGGGGGGGGUUUCUGCCCCACGCUGUCAGAUGCCAUCAAUACUCAGCCCAGCGGUGGCGGCUCCUUGGGCAGCAUCAGCCAGGAGGGAGUGUUUGGGGAUGAAGGGGAGUGAAGGGUGGGCUCAGUCCUUGCAGGGGCCCCCUGGUCUUUGGUCCAGGGGAGGGAGGGACAGCUGGUGGUGGGGACAGAGCAAUGUGUAGAGCGGGGGCCUGACCCUUUGCGGGGUGGGUGAGGAGUGCCUCCUUGCUGAGACCUCUCAGGAUGGCUGAGGGAGCCCUCCUCAUCUUGCUCCCACCCCCACCCCCGCCGCCAGCACCUGACAGAGGUCAGUAUUGUGCUCUGGCCAGAAGCAGCUGAGUCCUGUGUGUUCAGUGGAAAAAUAAUCCCUGGUCCUGGUUGACCAUAGAAGUGUCCAUAAAUAUUUGGUCGGGCCAGGAGGCUGGGAGACAAGGGGUGGAUUCAGGGAGCCAGGUGGGCUGGGCGGGCUUGGGCGAGGGUGGGGGGCAGUGGCUUCCUCAGGGGUGAAGAGAAACAAGCUGGCCUCUGCCACUCCUGACCUGUGGUGGGGCCACCUGACUGCCUAGGGAGGUGAUUUACAGGCAGGCUCUCAGACCACCUGUCAGCCUACACUGGCCCCUUAUUUCUCUGCGGCAGCGUGCUUCUCCGAGAGCCCAGGAAGCAAGCCAGGGUUUUCCUCACCUUGAGCGGCUGUGGCUCCAUGGUUCUGGAGGAACAGCAAGCUCCAUGGUUCUGGAGGAUGUGGCAGCCCAGCUGGUGAGGAAAGCCCUCUGGGGUGACGCAGUCGCCUGCUCUGGGUACAUCUGCCUGGUCCCUCAGCCUCUGCCGAUGGUCCCCUCCCCAGCCCUCUUUCCUGGCACCACCCUUCCCAAACUCUGGAUGUUUUGAGCAGCAGCAACCUGUGGCUUCCAUUUCAAGCCUACUCCCCUAGCUGCCCCAUCCAGCUCACACCUCCAUCGGAGCUGAGCUCACUGAAGAAGCCCCCUCAGGCAUUUGAGCUGGUCCCCUCUUGCAUGCAGGACCAAGACCCAGCCUGAGGUCCCCUCAGCCCCUGGACCUCCUGCCUCAGCUGCGGUCUCAACUGGAUGGAGGUUCUGAACCCUGGCUGCACAGCACCCCAGGAGCAUCUAGUAAUGCCUUCUUCCUUCCUUCCUUCUCUCUCUCUUUAUUUCUUUUUGGUGUCUUUUUGCCUUUUCUAGGGCCGCUUCUGCGGUGUAUGGAGGUUCCCAGGCUAGGGGUCGAAACAGAGCUAUAGCCACCGGCUUAUGCCAGAGCCAUGGAAACACGGGAUCCGAGCCGCAUCUGCAACCUACACCACAGCUGAUGGCAAAGCCAGAUCCUUAACCCACUGAGCAAGGCCAGGGAUUGAACCUGCAACCUCAUGGUUCCUAGUCGGAUUCGUUAACCACUGCGCCACAACGGGAACUCCUAGUAAUGCCUGAUUUCUGAGCACCCUCCAGAGGUUCAGAUUUAAUUGCUUUAGAGUAGGCCCCAGUAUUACGUAAAGGGUCCCUAGAUGGUUCAAAGGUUUAUGUGUUAAAAUGCAGGCCUAGGGUGGGGCCUGAGCUUCUGCAUUUCUCACCAGCUCCCAGGUGAUACUGACGCUCUGGUUCAGGGACCAGCUUGGAGUAGCACCUGCCCACACCAUCUACAGGUCCAGUGCCCAGGGGGUGUUUGAGUUCUGGGGUGUAGGUGUUUAGGUCUCUGGCUCCUCAGGGUAGUUCCCUGUGGCCCAGCCUUUUGGGGCCCAGACUGUACUGGGCAGAUGCCACAGGACCGUGGGAGCCUUCUGGUUGUGGCAGAGGCUGGGAACUUGGCAUCUCUGUCCUUCCUCUGAGACAAAAGGACAGUCAUCUUCAUCACGUAGCCUCAUUGUGGGCAUGAGAAGGGUAACUCUUGCUCUAUGCUCUCGGGGAAUCCUACAAAAACACAGGCAUUCCAAGUAUGUGUGUGUGGACAGGCCGUGGGUGACAAAAGGGCCUCUUAAAGUCCCUUCUGAUCACCUCCCCCCGCCCCGCCCCCGGCCCAGGAACCAGCUGACAGAGAUCACCUGGUCAAAACCAACUGUUUUGUUUUCUUUGAUUUAAUUAAAAACUUAAAAAAAAAAAAAAAA
Messenger RNA from Sus scrofa (pig), 10209 nucleotides. NCBI's taxonomy places the organism in Eukaryota, Metazoa, Chordata, Mammalia, Artiodactyla, Suidae. The record is from RefSeq and is a predicted model, not a curated record.